GGGGGCGCAGCGGUGGAAAGCAAUCGCCGCCACUACUGCUGCCCGCUCUGCUGCUCCUCAGCCUUCCGGAGCUGGUUAGUCAGCUUCGCGGCUGCGGGCUAGCAGCCGGGUCCCCACGCUCUGAGACUUGUCCCUCACCGCGGUCCCCGCGUCCUCCCACCUCAGCUCCUCGGGGAGGGGGGCGGUCGGUGCCUGCGCAGAGCCGCCUCCUCCCCGCCCCCGCCCCGCCUCCCCCCCCCCUCCGCCGCCGCCCGCUACAGCCGCCGCCGCUGCGCCUGCUGCUCCUCGCCGUCCCCGCUGCAGUGCGAAGGGCUCGAAGAUGGCCGGUUGGCAGAGCUACGUGGAUAACCUGAUGUGCGAUGGCUGCUGCCAGGAGGCCGCCAUUGUCGGCUACUGCGACGCCAAAUACGUCUGGGCAGCCACGGCUGGGGGCGUCUUCCAGAGCAUUACGCCAGUAGAAAUAGAUAUGAUUGUAGGAAAAGACCGGGAAGGUUUCUUUACCAACGGUUUGACUCUUGGAGCAAAGAAGUGCUCAGUGAUCAGAGAUAGUCUAUAUGUCGAUGGUGACUGCACAAUGGACAUCCGGACAAAGAGUCAAGGUGGGGAGCCAACAUACAACGUUGCAGUGGGCAGAGCUGGGAGAGGAACAUUGCUGGGGAAGAGAGAAAUGAUUAGAAUAAGGGUUUUGGAUUGAUCAAGAAAUUGUGGUGUUUCCUGACUGUUGUCAACAUUGCAGAAAAUCUUACUGCAUUGAAUAUGCCUCACUACUUUUUCAAAACUUUCAAAAUUGAGGUUUGAUAUGACAUUUACUUAAUUUAUAAGUAUAUUUAAAUGUACUAACUUGUGUAAAUAUUUUGUGAAUAAAGAGGGUUUUUGUCGUCUCGUACAGCAGACUUGGCACAUAUAAGUAAAACCAGAUCUACUGUGUGAAGGAACUUGAAGCUUCUCUGAGCCGUAAUUUACUGUAAUGAUCCUAACUCCUUGUGAUUGUCCUAAUGGUUACUCUUACUCUAAUGUGAAUUGAUGAGUAUGAGAAUUGCUUUAUAGGAAAAUUAGGUGGUAGAAAUAAUAGACAAAUCUCUUUAAAUAUCAGCAGAGCUCAGAUAAAUGUUAAAAAGCAUCAACUGUGCGACAGGAAACCAGAAUGAGAUUUCCAUACCAUAUAGUGCUGCUGACAUCUAGUGGCAGUGAAUAUAAAAUCUGACAUACAUAUAUUUUGGGGAUAGAUCUUUGAACUGCAUCAUAGAAGAACCUAUCGUUGGAAAUAGUAAAUCUAUUUCAGGCUUUUACACUCAAUUAAAAACAAAGCUAGAUAGCCCUGGCUGGUGUAGCUCAGUGGAUUGAGUGCAGGCCUGCGAACCAAAAGAUCGCUGUUCGAUUCCCAGUCAGGGCACAUGCCUGGAUUGCAGGCCAGUUCCUAGCAGGGGCCAGUUCCCAGCAGGGGACACAUGAGAAGCAACCAUACAUUGAUAUUUCUCUCUCUCAUUCCCUUCCCUUCUCAAAAUAAAUAAAAUUUUUUAAAAAAGAAAAUCACUUUAAAAAAAGGCUAGAACAGUAAGGACAUCCGCUAAUCAUAACACUUAAGUACUUUUAAUUUGGCCUUUCCUGAAUAGCACUGAUAAUGCUAUUUGAAAAUUUGGUCUUGGUUUCCCUUUGGAAAUAAUAGACACAUUUAGCCUUACUGGUAAGACUUAAUAGUUUAUACUUAAAUCUGUUAAAUUGGAGAAUUUUUUAAAAGUAAUCACUUAAGGUUUUUAAGUUUAUAUUUUGGGGGCCAGUCUAAUAAGUAUGUCAUACUAACCAGACGUUUUUGCCCUAGAAUGGAAGAUAAAUGAUCACACUUCUCCCCCUUCACCUCACAACCUAGCUAGGGUAAAGAUAUUUUUAUAGAGCACUGCAGCUGCAUUGAUUGGACUUUCCAGAUGCAGUUAAUAGUUUCAGUUUUUCACAUAUAAUUACAUUGAAAAUUCUCCUUUUUAGAGACCUAGUUGGCUUCAGUGCUUGACAGUUCAUGGAAAACUAACUUAAUGUUAACUUAUUAAUCGGGGUUCUGUCUGCUAAAACUUAUGUGACUUUUCUUGAUUAACACUUCUUUUGAAACACUUUUCUUCUUUCUC
Artibeus jamaicensis (Jamaican fruit-eating bat) is the source of this 2117-nucleotide messenger RNA. It is a transcript of the gene PFN2, whose product is annotated as profilin 2. The record is from RefSeq and is a predicted model, not a curated record. Lineage: Eukaryota; Metazoa; Chordata; Mammalia; Chiroptera; Phyllostomidae. Bases 320 to 694 code for a protein of 124 amino acids. Gene Ontology annotation, biological process: regulation of actin filament polymerization; actin cytoskeleton organization; positive regulation of actin filament bundle assembly. The transcript has 4 exons. Gene Ontology annotation, cellular component: cytoplasm. Gene Ontology annotation, molecular function: actin binding.